UGUGGUAUUUCAAUGUCACUGUCGCUCUAGAAGCGUGUCGAAAAACUAUUGCUUUUCUUUCGUAAUAACAUUCAUCCCAUUACAGAAAUAGUGAAUUGUAGUUAUUGUUGCAUGAAAAAAUAUCGUGGUCCGAUGAAGUGGUAAAGUAUCUGGGGCGUUUAAGUUUGGCAACUGGGUGUUGCAGCGCGGUGCAGGAGGCACGCGGCCCGGGCGCGCGCCGCGGCGUUGCGCGGCCGCUGUCGCAAACCACCUCGCAGUUACGCGCGAGCGCCACUUGUGAAAUGGUCGUAUCUUAAACUAUUAUAAACCCUUUCCUACCCUGAUGGGUUUCGUUAUAAACAAAAAAUCACGCGACACGAACGGGACUCCAAAUACAAAUUGACACUAAUUAAAUAACACACUGAAGUAUUCUCGAUGCCGACACCGCUUUCUAGUGCGCGUCUGAAGCCUUAAACGUUAACUUUGGGAUCGGAUAUAAAUGUUUUAUCUCCGUUUAAACAAAAAGAAGUUCGGUCUUCAAAAAUGAAGUGUAUAAAUAUACGAGUGUUGGUGUUUGUGAUAAGCUUAGCGAUGUCUUUAGCAAUGUCUUUUGACGAACUGGAAGAUUUUAGUAAUUAUCUAAAGGAAACAUCACUGUUGGAUCAACCACUGAAAAAAUUUCCCUCAGACGACGAUGACGACUCACCAAUUUCUGACCACGCUUGGGAAGAGAGCGGUCGAUUCGAGGGCGACUUGAUCCUCAACGAACGGCAGAGGCAGCUUAUAGUUCAAGAUAUCGCCGAGGGACUCUCCAGGAAUGGUCUGAAAGAUAGUACUAAGCGAUGGCCAAACAAUGAAGUUAUUGUUUACAUUCAAAGAGAACAUUUUACCAGCGAUCAAGUUCAAGCAAUUGUAAGUGGCAUGGAAGAGCUUAGCCAAGCGUCUUGCGUCAAAUUCAGGCCGUAUAAGAAAGGGGACCGAGAUGCCGUUGUGGUACAAGGCAGCCGGCGCGGCUGUUUCUCGCAAGUGGGCUACCAGGGGGGUUAUCAGGUGUUGAACCUGUCGGGCCGGCACCCGGUGGGCCGGGGGUGCUUCCGGCACGGCACGGUCGUGCACGAGUUCCUGCACACGCUGGGCUUCUACCAUAUGCAGAGCAGUCCUGACAGGGACGACUAUAUUGACGUCAUCUGGGAAAACAUCGUGCAACCGGCACGACAUAAUUUCCGGAAGUACAACCUGUUCUCGGUGUCGGACUUCGGCGUGGGAUACGACUACGACAGCGUGCUGCACUACAGCCGCAAAGCGUUCUCCUCCAACGGUGGCGACACUCUGGUGCCCAAGAAGAGUGGCGCUGAAAUUGGACAGAGGAUAGGUCUCUCGGAAAAAGACAGUGCCAAGUUAAACAAGAUGUACUGUGACGCGGACUCGAAUAAUUUCGAAGCUGCAGAUGACGUGUCACAUGCAGUAAUUAAAAAGAAAAAGACUCCUAAGAACAAGCCUUUCGAUGGGCAUGGUAUCGGAUAUCACCAAGGUAAAACUGUGGUUUUUAAACUACCUGCAGCUGAUAAUUAUAGAUUGCCCGAAAAGCCGUCAAAUGCUCUGUUUGAUUAUUUCAGUAAAGAGCCGCAAGCUGUGUCUCCGUUGCUUAUUAAAGGAUUUGGAGUUGGACAGAAAAUAACUUACACGUACAAAUUGCCUGACGGGUUCCAUAUAGCCCAACAUAAAAUUCCAAUGUACCGCUAUCCAACAUUGUUUAACAGGACAAAUAAUGCAGUAGCGUCCAUAUUUAGACAACACAAUGGAAAAAAUAACAAUGAAAACAUAAAAACUUCUAUUAAUAAUGCAGGAAAUGGAAACAAAAAUAAGGAAUCUAUAGAGGAUUUAGAUGAAAAAGUGAUUAAUGAACCAUCGCCUAAAGAUAGAGACACAGGCAAUGGAAAUGAUUUUACCAUUGUAUAUCAGCCCAACACAGAUUAUUCGAAAUUUUAUAAUCCAGUCAACAAGUACAAAAUUGGGACCGAAACGAAUUAUUAUCUUAAUUAUUCUCCAAAAGCUCAAGAACAUAAUGAACAGGGUACAAAAGAAAUACCAGAUUUAAAAUUAACCAGACAGUUUAUAGAAAAACUGAGAGAACCGAAAGCAAUGAGUUACCGUAAUCAUAACAACAACGAACGAGAAAAUUUGUAUCAGAAUGAUUUAAUCAAUAAACGUAAAAUCAUAGAUAAACCAAUACUAGUCACAAAAGAAGAAAAUACUCCAGUAGAUCAUUCUUCAUUUGGUUACGUGAUCCCUAGUACAAAACUAGAAGAGAUAAAUAAAAUAUAUUUAAUAAACCCAGAGUACACUUCCAAAAAAUAUUUGGAAAACAAGAAUGAUUUCAGUAGCCUCUACUACCCUAACGAUAAUACAAAUAAAGAUGCCGCACCCAAAAAUGCACAGUAUAAAACGUUCGGCGAAACUGUUCCCUCAACGAUUACUUAUAAAUUUAAACAAAAUAGUCCGUUAAUACACGGGGAAACACCAAACGUUCAUACUGAUUUAGAUAAUGAAGAAAGAAAAAAGGAGAGUGAAAAAUAUCUUACCAAUAAGCCGAUCUCAAACUACAAGACCGACGGUAAUUCUGACGAACAAUAUAGUUAUGAGGAUUUUGGACCCCAUGACACGACCAAAAUUACAGACUACCCGCAACCAACAUCUAACGAAGAAAACUCGUCAAAAUCUUAUGAAGUGACUGAGAAACUCUCGGAACAAGUAGAAUUAGUAACAGAGAAAUCUAACGCUUAUUCUAAAUUACAUGACGAAGAAAUAAGAUUGGAAAAGCGUCUACCUACUAUUCUGGAAAAGUAUGUGAAUUAUGAUAAUUACGAUAUAACCGCUCCUUAUUACGUCUCUGAUUAUUAUAGAAACACCUAAUGUUAAGUAACAAGGUUUCAUUGGUUAAUUACAUAAUUCAAAGAAGAAAAAAUACAAACAUCAGUAAGUAAUUGUAAUUCGUGUUAAUCUAAAGUCAUUUAGAUAACAUACCGCGCGGGGUGUUGUGUAUUAGAACUAUACUUAUGCAUAGUUAAUACGAAUGUGUGGCAUAAGGAGAAGUGUGUCUGGCGUUCACAUUUUGUUAGUAUAGAGAAUUACCAAUGUUUAUUAUCUCUCGCCUGAAGAGAAUGAGUAAGAAAGCCAGAUACACAUACUCCCGUAUGGCAUUCUUAUCCUUAGGUAUAUGUAAAUUAUAUCAUAAUCCAUCCAUAAAUAUUACAUAUUACCUUUAGCAUAUUAUUUUCGCGUAUUUAGUUACCGACCGUCAACCGAGGUGAUUAGGAAUGGACGGAGUGUAUCAGGACGAAACUAAAAAUUGAUUUAAGUACUUGACUAUUUCUUAAAAACCCUCUGUAUUGCAGACAGACUAAAGGUUGUAGGUAAGUAAUGUAUUACACAAAUUGUAUCAUAAAUAUCAUAAUACAAAACGUACUAUUAUUUUGAAACUGUCACGUAAAUCAUAUUUUAACCCGGGCAUCCCUAUUUAUCCCGGUUAACGGUAUCUCAAAUCGAACCUAUCGAUAUAAUGCGUCACAUGACAGUGCACAAGAAUAGCAGCAAGAUAAGAAGUUAUGUAUCGCAUUUAGAGGUAGUAAGGCAAAGUAAAUCAAUGCACAUUUUGUAUUAGUAUUAAGGAUUAGAUAAAACUUUAUACGCCUAAUUUUAUUUUAAUAUCGACAGUGCCUAAUAUACGUUGUGUACAUACGCAUCUCAUAGUUAAAAUAAUAAUAAAAUAUUAUAAGUAGGUAGCCAAUAAUGUUAUGAAAGACGCUGCGGUUCGGUUCGGACGUAGGCAAAUAGGUAUUAUGAUAAUUAAUAAAAUUGGAUGUGGGCACAUGGCAUCCUUUCUCUGUAUUUUUUAAGGCAACGAUACUCAACCUCUGGCCCUCCGAGCUUUUUUAGAUUAUCUUUCAGGAGUCCUAGGAACUAUAAGAACAACUUAGCAGAAACGGAAACUAAAAUCUAAUCCAUAGAUGAAAAUUAAUACAAUUUUCGUUUCCUUUACGGAAACGAUUUCCAAGUUGGCUAGCCAAAGCCUCCUAGUAUACCUACUUACUCGUAAGUAGGUAAAUUAUAUAUCUCUCUCACGGUAUAUCUCACGGGCGCUAUAAAGGUUGAGUAGGAUCGUUUGAGGUAAAUACCUACCUACAUGCUUGCAGGAAAAGGAAAAAGGUACCCACAUUUAACGUAGCUAUUAAUAACAAUUUAUAGUUAAAUUUAUUUAGUUUGAUUGUUUGUACCUUAAGGUUCGUUACUUAUUGCCUUUUACGUAUCACCAUCGCAAAACAGAUCUAUAAAAUAACGUAAUUAAUACGAGUAUAUAGUUAAAUAUAAAUAUAUUAAAUAUCUAA
This is a messenger RNA of Leguminivora glycinivorella, 4364 nucleotides long. RefSeq lists its product as uncharacterized. Gene Ontology annotation, biological process: proteolysis. The transcript has 6 exons. The record is from RefSeq and is a predicted model, not a curated record. The coding region runs from base 523 to 2892 and encodes 789 amino acids. Gene Ontology annotation, molecular function: zinc ion binding; metalloendopeptidase activity. Lineage: Eukaryota; Metazoa; Arthropoda; Insecta; Lepidoptera; Tortricidae.